GUAGAGGGGACACAGAUGAUCGCAGACGCAAAUGCAAUAGCAACGAAGGCUCGCUGUGUGUGGUGUCGCAUUUGUGCUCAUUGGUCACCUUCUUUUCAGUUAGGUGGCACGGCGGCGACGUUGACUAUGGCGACCAACAGCGGCCACUCAGAUGAACUUGACGCCAUAUUCAAGCAGAAGCGGCUGCUCAGAACGCAGGUCCGAAAGACCCUCAGGGCCAUGGAUCUCUCCCUCAGAUCCCAACAUGAUAAUGAAAUUCAAAAUAUGAUUUUGGGGGCUACGUGGUUCAAAUCAAGUCAUAGAUUAUGCGCAUAUAUAAGCUGCAGUGCUUUACGAGAAGUUGAUACAUCCAAGCUGUUGUCACAUAUUUUGCAAGAUCCGGCCACGGGUGGCAAAAAACUCUAUGUACCACGGGUGGAGGAUAAGAAUAGCCACAUGCGAAUGCUUAAUAUCUCACGUAUUGAUGAUCUCAUUGCAAACUCUAUGGACAUUUUGGAACCAGAUCCUAUAGAUGCUGAGGGAAAUGAGCGUGAAGAUGUUAUGCAGGCUAAUGAACCAGUUGAUUUGUUCCUUUUACCCGGACUUGCAUUUGAUAAAUCUGGAAGACGUUUAGGCCGUGGUGGAGGAUACUAUGAUAACUUUCUGAGGAACUAUCAGGAUCUUGCUAAGGCACGAAAUUGGGAGCAACCCUUAUUUGUUGCACUAUCAUACUCUGAGCAAAUAUUGGAUGAAGGAGUUAUACCAACAACUUCAUCUGAUGUCCCAGUUGACGUUCUUGUGUCACCAGCUGGCGUGAUUCCCAUCAGUGCUGCUGCCUUGAAUAGAUAUUCCUGAAAUGAAUCUAUGAGACUGGACUUCAAAGUUGAACCUGAAUCUGCAGCUGUCCAUGAAGGAAUGAGGUAUUUGUUUUAUCGACUGAUGGAGGUUGAGAAUCUCAGCUUUCGUUUUUUGACAUUCAUCUCGAUUUAGGUAUGCUUUCUGUAAGUUUUGGGUUGAGUGAGACCAACAAUGUACCUUAUUUAUUUGUAGUGCCGUUCAAUGAUCAGAAACGCUGCUUUUCGAGUUGUUUAA
Molecule: messenger RNA, 1071 nt
Organism: Prosopis cineraria
Lineage: Eukaryota; Viridiplantae; Streptophyta; Magnoliopsida; Fabales; Fabaceae
Product: 5-formyltetrahydrofolate cyclo-ligase, mitochondrial-like
Exons: 8
Coding region: 16-834 (272 amino acids)
Biological process (GO): folic acid-containing compound biosynthetic process; tetrahydrofolate interconversion
Cellular component (GO): mitochondrion
Molecular function (GO): 5-formyltetrahydrofolate cyclo-ligase activity
Source: RefSeq, a predicted model, not a curated record